This is a messenger RNA of Prunus armeniaca (apricot), 780 nucleotides long. The record is from the annotation of a GenBank genome assembly. NCBI's taxonomy places the organism in Eukaryota, Viridiplantae, Streptophyta, Magnoliopsida, Rosales, Rosaceae.
AUGAUGAGUUCCAAGGGCUCCGGCCCUGCUGCAAUCUGGGAAGAAGAAAUUGAGGGUUCUGAGAGCUACCUUGUUUCCUCAUUGUAUGAGGAAUCAGCCUCAUCAGCCUCCUCCAUUUUGAAGUGGCUUUCUAAGCAUAGUGAGGACCUUGAAGCCGGAGACCCUUUCGAAUUGUAUGACAUGUUGGAAUCUGCUGGUAUGGUGCUUGUCCAAUCCUUCAAACAACUUGGAAGCACAUCAGAAAUUCUGCACGAGCUCAAACUAUUAUUUGUCUCUGUUCCUACUAUCCCUGUUCAACUUCUUCUCACUGGGGCAUGCUUUUAUAUAUCAGAAGGGCAUUCUCACGGUAUUCAAGAAUUUCUGGAAGAGUUCCUUAGCAGGUGGAGUUUUGUCAAUGAACAAUAUGUUCUUGUUGGUACAGGAGAAAAUGCAGAUGAUGCAGAAAAAUGUGAUGGGCCUUUUCUUUUGGGGGUUGAUAGGUAUCUAGAAGUUGUUGAGGUCUAUGUUUUGAAACUUCUGGCCACCAAUUUGAAUGAUGUUGACCUUGCAUCCUUUUGGGUCGAGAAUGCUAAAUUACCUGAGGACAGAAGACAGGUACUUCUUAGAAGAUUACACUCACUGCAUUCUGUUAAAGCCACUACCUCAUCACAAGGAUCCUUCUCAUCUUUGCUGGCGGAUGAAGCUCAUUCAACAUGUUUGAAGGAGAUAGCUGUGCCGGACGGAUAUCCAAAAAUAAGUACCCUCCAAAUGGAGAGACUGCUAAGAACCCAGCAGUUUUAA